This is a messenger RNA of Podarcis muralis (Common wall lizard), 795 nucleotides long. It is a transcript of the gene SWI5, whose product is annotated as SWI5 homologous recombination repair protein. Gene Ontology annotation, cellular component: Swi5-Sfr1 complex; Swi5-Swi2 complex. Gene Ontology annotation, biological process: double-strand break repair via homologous recombination. The record is from RefSeq and is a predicted model, not a curated record. NCBI's taxonomy places the organism in Eukaryota, Metazoa, Chordata, Lepidosauria, Squamata, Lacertidae.
AGCCGAGGUGAAGCGCUGGCCCUGCCUCUGAGCUCGCCGCCGCUUCCUCCUCCCUCUCCCUUGCAAGGGCACGCGGCUUCUUUUGGAGCCUUUCCUUCCCGCACUUUCCAAGGCGCGCUGGAUAAACCAGGAGAUGGCAGCCCCUUGGCUAGGGGAUGGGAGCAGAGCCCAGGAGUCAGGGGGAGGCCCUCGGCCAGACCCUUCUCGAGGAGGACGCCCGGGGGGACCCCGAGAGCCUGCAGUGCAAGGUUCAAAUCUCCCGUCCCCUCCUCUCCGACGGCCUGUCAGCCCGCCAGUGACGAGGACGCCUUGCAGCGCGAGAUCGAAGAGCUGAAACGCAAAGACCUCGCCCUCGAUCAGGAAAUAGCGCAGCUGACAGCUGAAGGAUACAGCCCGGAGGAAUUAGAAACCCACAUUUCUCUGCUCCAUGAAUACAAUGAGAUAAAAGACGCCGGGCAGAUGCUGUUGGGCAGGCUGGCGGUGAUCCGAGGGGUGACCACCAAGGAGUUGUACCCUGAAUUUGAACUGGACGUGAACGACUAAGUGCGACACUUCAGACCCCUAGACUGUCAACGUUAAGGUCCCAAGUGGUGAAAGCACAAGUCUUGCAAGUGCAGGUUUUCCUGGAAGCACUUGAUGCAGCCAAAGCUGGACUAUAAUGAUGCAGUUGCACCAGGGCCUGUGUCUGCAAGAAGCCCUCUUGUUGUCUGCCAGCUGAUUGCUUUGCCUCUCCACCUACGUGUGCUUCGGUAUACUCAUACGUACAAUAAAUGAAUAAACUUUAAUUCGAUAUGA